Molecule: messenger RNA, 483 nt
Organism: Phytophthora nicotianae INRA-310
Lineage: Eukaryota; Oomycota; Peronosporomycetes; Peronosporales; Peronosporaceae
Exons: 1
Coding region: 1-243 (80 amino acids)
Source: RefSeq, a predicted model, not a curated record
AUGGGCAUGUCCGAGAUGGGAGCGGGUCCGAUCCAUAAGAUCAGUUUGAAUGACAGCGUGACAAGGAUGCGCUCAAGGAUCAGUCCUCCGGUGACGGUCCGUAACUCGCGGAAUGCCUCGCACCACUACGCUUCCACCGCUUCCUGCGCAUCGGCGAGUGACGACUUCUUUCACUCCUUCCAAGACUCUCGCUUCAAUUUCAUUGUCUGCGCCAACUCGCGUGAUUUAAACACAACAAACUAACAACCUCAGCACCAAAAAAGCCUCCUGAUUCCGUCACACAUGCCUUCACGCGACUUGAAGAUCCUGCUCCUCGUCUGUAGUCUGCCAUCCAUACCGGGUGUUAUUGCCAUCAAUGCCAUGCUUGCGCCAGUUUCCUAACGGCUGUCUUGGGUAAUGGGCCACUUAGAGCUGGAGACGUUGGUGAUCUGAUGACUCUCGCCUACUUCUUGGAAGUAUAUGUGAAUCUACCAGUUCAACUCC